This is a messenger RNA of Hypomesus transpacificus, 4755 nucleotides long. RefSeq names its product tumor necrosis factor, alpha-induced protein 3 (gene tnfaip3). Bases 349 to 2787 code for a protein of 812 amino acids. Gene Ontology annotation, biological process: protein deubiquitination involved in ubiquitin-dependent protein catabolic process; cytoskeleton organization; cell migration. The record is from RefSeq and is a predicted model, not a curated record. Gene Ontology annotation, molecular function: K63-linked polyubiquitin modification-dependent protein binding; cysteine-type deubiquitinase activity; DNA binding. Lineage: Eukaryota; Metazoa; Chordata; Actinopteri; Osmeriformes; Osmeridae. Gene Ontology annotation, cellular component: nucleus; cytoplasm. The transcript has 9 exons.
GUAACGUCGCUCCGUACAGAGACACAGACGGACGCCCCUACUGGCAAAAAGCCAUAACUGCACCUAUCAAUGAGAGAUCGGUGGAAAGUCCCAGCCUGGAAAUCCCCUCAACCAUCCCCGGGCUUUCCGUUCCGUUCUUUACAAUUACUUCGGAGGAUCUAUAGGGUGCUUAGACAGAGUGUACAUCGAACACACCGAAAUAGAUCAGGUUGAGAAGACUGAAUGGCGCCGUGGACAUCUGUGGUUGGGCAGACUGAAGUGGCAGAAGACCCUGAGCAUCCUUAGGGCUUUGUUGGUACCGACAUAUUGCACAGUUCAGCGUUGGUGCUAGUCCGCGUGGCCAGCACCAUGUCCCAGGGACAGAACUUCCUGCCCAAGUUCCUGUUCGUCAGCAACUUGCUGAAGGCGGUGAAGAUCCGCGAGCGCGUGCCCAACGAUGUGGUGAAGCCGGCCGCCAGCGGUGGGCUCAUGCACCACUUGCGUGGCAUGCACCGCUACACCCUGGAGAUGAUCGGCAUGAGCCAGUUCCCCCAGGCCUUCCGAGAGGUGGUGCAGGCCGCCAUCUUGGAUAGAGCCAUGCAGAUCUCCCUGGAGCAGGAGAAGAAGCUGAACUGGUGCCGCGAGGUCAAGAAGAUGGUGCCCCUCAGAACCAAUGGGGAUGGGAACUGCCUGCUCCACGCGGCGUCUCAGUACAUGCUAGGGGUGCAGGACACAGACCUGGUGCUGAGGAAGGCUCUCCAAGGGGUUCUGAAGGAGACCGACACGGGGAGCUUCAGGGCUCGUUUCCAGACCGAGCUGCUCCAGUCGCAGGAGUUCACCCAGACAGGCCUGCACUACACCACCACGAACUGGGAGGAAGAGUGGGAGAAGAUAAUCAAGAUGGCGUCUCCCGUGUCCAGCAGCAACGGACUGCAGUUUGACUCCCUGGAGGACGUCCACAUCUUCAUUCUCUCCAACAUCCUCCGCAGACCCAUCAUCGUCAUAGCAGACCAGGUGCUGCGCAGUAUGAAGUCAGGCUCCUCCUUCUCGCCGCUGAACGUGGGUGGAGUCUACCUGCCGCUGCAGUGGCCUCCAGGGGAGUGUUACAAGUAUCCCAUAGUCCUCGGCUACGACUCACAGCACUUUGCCCCUCUCAUCACCAUCAAAGACAGUGGACCAGAGAUCCGCGCGGUGCCUCUGAUCAACCCGGGCCGGGGGGGUUUCGAGGAGCUGAAGGUCCACUUCCUGACGGAGAAGGAGCAGCAGCAGAAGGCCCGCUUGCUGCAGGAGUACCUGGUCCUGCUGGACAUCCCCGUCAUCGGCCUGGGCUACGACACCACGCGCAUCAUCAACGCUGCCCGGCUGGAUGAGGGGAACCUUCCGGAGGACAUGAACCUGAUGGAGGACUACCUGCAGCUGGUCAACCACGAGUACAAGCGCUGGCAGGAGGACAAGGAGCAGGUGUGGGCGGCCCAGUCCCAGAGACCCCCCCCCUUCUCCGUCUCCCAGCUCUCCCUCAUCGAGAUCCGCUGCGCCACGCCGCGAUGCACCUUCUACGUCUCCGUGGACACGCAGCCCCACUGUCACGAGUGCUUCGAGAAGCGGCAGGCCAACGGGCACAUGGAGGCGGCGCCCACCAAGGGAGGGGGCCAGGCGGGGGUGGAGGUGGAGGCCCGCGGGGGCCGCAGCAGCCCGCCGGGCAGAGCCGUCGUGUCAAGCCCCCGCUCGGCCCCUCCCACGGCGCCCAGCCUCAGCCUGUACAGCGAGACGCACGCCAUGAAGUGCAAGACGCCCGGCUGCCUGUUCACCCUCAGCGUGGAGCACGACGGCCUCUGCGAGCGCUGCUUCAACGCCCGGCAGAACGCCCCUCCCCCGGCCGCCACCGCCGCCCCGCCCGCCGCCCCCCCCGGGGCUCCCCAGGGCCUCCCGCUCCCCGCCCACCCCGGCUGGCCUCAGUGGGGGGGCCGGGAAGCCGAGGCGGAGAGGUGCAGCAUGUGUCGCCAGGAGGUCUUCAGGGUGUUUAAUGGGCUCUGCACCCCCUGCAUGCAGAGGACUUCCACAGAAAGGGGGGAGCCCCAGCACAUCACCCCCAGGACUGAGGCCUUGUCGUCGGGCUGGAGCCAGCCCCGGGACUCUGAGAGGUCGGCCGCCUCCGUGCUGAACCCCAGCCUGGCCCCCGGCCACGGGCACACGUCAGCCUGGCAGACGCCACUGGCACGACCCUGUAAGAGGUCGGGUUGCCAGUUCUUUGGGACGCCAGAGAAGCUGGGCUUCUGUACCAUCUGCUAUGUGGACUACCAGACCAACCAUCAGUUAGCUCUACCCCCAGCGCCGACACAGAGCCGCCACGCUUCAGAGGCCGGCUUUCAGAACGCCACGCGGUGUCGCGGCCCUGGCUGCGGCUCGCUGGGCAAGGCCAUGCUGGAGGGCUACUGUAACAAGUGCUACGUAAAAGAACAGAGUGCCCGGCUUAACCAGGCCGCCAUCCGCACCCCGCACUCCCCCCCUAUGGUUAUGCGAGCUGCCAAGCCCAAACAGUCCCAGACGCAGACCCAGACGCAGACUGAAACCCAGACCCAGACUCAGACGCAGUGCAGGCGGAGCGGCUGCAGCAACGAGUCCCCGGGCUGCACGGACCUGUGUCCGGAGUGCCACACGCGGGGCCAGAGGGAGAACCGCAGGGCCCAGGCCCCCAAGGAGAAGUCCAAGCAGAGGUGCCGCACCCAGGGCUGCGACCACUACGCCAACCAGGAGAAGCAGGGCUACUGCAACGAAUGUGACCACUUCAAACAGAUCUAUCGUGGCUGAAGCCAGGGACUGUACCCAACCUAGUUGUGCCAUCCUGUGCCCACCAUGCCAGUCAAUGCACCACUGUUACAAGGACCCCCUCCCCAUGUCAGCUGUCUUAUGAGGGUGGGGGAGGGGGCGACAGAUUACCUCUUAGUGCAGUUCUAUAAUCUUACAUGUAUAGGAGGGGGAACCUGUGUGACUACUGACUAGCUAACUCAUGCCUACAUUAUGUAUCUACCUAAGGACACGAUCCAUCACAUUUGGACAAAAUGAUUGUAUGUAAAACCACGAGCAUGAGAUAUGCGUUGCUUUAGAAUCCGGCCAAGGAAUACCAUUUGUCUGUGUGUCUGUCUGUGAAGCAACUACUACUGUAGUUUGUAGAAGCCCAGUGGAAGUUGGACCUGACCUCUUCUGAGCAGUGCCUAGUCGGGCCAAACCAACAGUGCACUAGCAUAACAGGGAAGGAGGCUGGUUACCGUACAAACCUGGUUACUGCAUACAUGUGACACGUAAACAGGUGUACCAGCGCCAGUCGUCAGUCCCACUGUAAACUGCUGAUGUACAGUGUGUGUGUGUGUGUGUGUAUGUGUGCGAGAGAGAGAGAGAGAGCUGCAGACACUGGACAGGCAGGACCCUGACAGUAUGGUGCUACCUGUACAGAAAUACAUUACUCUUAAUAACACAGAGCCUGUGUGCGUGUGCGUGCGUGUCUGCGUGCUUAUGCAUGCACAUGUGUGUCACAUUUUAGUCUGAUACAGUAAAUCUAGAUGGCAGUAAUACUCCACCUUCUCCAUGGCACGGUGCAGAGAUGUUGCCUUAGUGGUUGUGUGACACUGUUUGCUGUUCACCACUUUUAUACUCUGGACUACAGAACCCCAGUCACUGCUAGCCCUGACAGAGUAGAGCAAGGUUCGAGUCUUGUCUCAACCUGUCCUCCACGGAACUCCAACUGUUGUUGACAAGGCCAGUUAUUGACUGAAUUCAGUUAACGAAUAGAUAAGAGGAGGAGGAGGGAGAGGAGGAGGAAUAGGGGAUUGCCAACAAAGAAGGGAGUGUGUCAGAAGGGAAAGAGAAAAUAACACGAGGUGAAUUCCCCACCGCUGUUCUCCAACCUCUCACCUCGCCCCUGUAGCAGAGCAAACACCACGCCCCUGUAAGGAGAAAGAGAGAGAGACAAGCAGGGAGGGGGAGGGGACAGAUGCAAACAGGUGGAAAACAUGCCUUUGGAAGGUGGGAGCCGCUGUUGUCCUUCAUCUCUUUGCACGGCCACAGUAGUCUGGGUCUCUUGACGGGUAUUAUUCCUUGUCAGGCCCUCAGUCUCCAUGCCUAGUCUGUAGUCGGUAGGAUAGUCGUGACCCCUCCGGUUGGCCGGUUCUCCUCUGAGGUCUGCUCACACGAUGCCUCGGCCCUAGACUCGCAGCAGUCGGAGAUCUCCUGACAGAUCUGGGCUUUCUACAACUGACGUUUCUUGUUUUUCCUCAUUCCUGCCAAACAAACUUGACGUGCCAUCAUCCACCCCGGUGUUGCUGCUCUGCCCUGCUGAGGACAGCCUGCCUGUUAGAUACCUGCUUAGCUGGCGUCUGUUGACGAGAAGACGUUUUGUGACAGCCUAGCUCUAGAUAGAGAGAUGUGCUUAAAUCAGAGUAGAAACACAUAAGGGCAAUUAGCAGUCAGCUUGCCAAGGGUUCUUGAAGGUUUCUGGGUCUGAACUGGAUUCAUAGCAUCACAGACUUGUUGCACAACACUUUAUAAGCUGCUCUGGAAUCUGGCUCGGUACUUUGAUAUGCGUAGGGACAUUCCAAUGGUAAACAUUGCCAAGCAAAGCUGUAACAAAAAUGCAAAGGUGUAAGGUCAGUUUUGUGUAACCUUUCAAUAAUAGGGUAUUGUACGACAAGCCUUGAUUUGUUUGUUUAGUAUUUAUUCAUAUCAAAUAUCCGUAUUGUGUGAUUAUUUAUAUGUUGUCCUGAAAUGAAUUAUUUUUAUUAA